Pungitius pungitius (ninespine stickleback) is the source of this 1090-nucleotide messenger RNA. It is a transcript of the gene jpt1b, whose product is annotated as Jupiter microtubule associated homolog 1b. Gene Ontology annotation, cellular component: nucleus. The transcript has 5 exons. Bases 155 to 676 code for a protein of 173 amino acids. NCBI's taxonomy places the organism in Eukaryota, Metazoa, Chordata, Actinopteri, Perciformes, Gasterosteidae. The record is from RefSeq and is a predicted model, not a curated record.
AACCAGCGGAUCUGGUCGUCGUUAUGCUUUUCAGUGUCGGGUGGAGUCUACAUCCCGUCGCUGCUCUGUGGGGAAGGAGGAGGACUGCCUUUUUUUCUCCAUAGUUUCUCGUUGGCUAUUACUUGCUGCCAAGGCGCCCACAUACUUCUUAAAGAUGACGACGACAACCACCUACAAAGGAAUGGAACCCGGUUCUAAAAGCAGUUCCAGGGUACUACGGCCGCCCGGCGGGACUUCCAGCAUUUCCUUCGGCGCAGACCAAAACUCAACUCGCAAGGACAAGAUGGCCUCCAACAUCUUUGCAGAACCUGAAGACCCCCAUGCUCAUCGGAGGAACAAUCCACCCACCGGGGAAGCAGCAGGAACCCUGUGCGGGGAGCCGUCAGCCCCGCUGAGGCGAUGCCAGCAGCCUCUUCUCUUCCCCAAGAACCCCGAGCCGGAACUGACCACCAUCCACAACUCGGGGGCCGCCAUGGUGUGGAACCAGAGACGAGAGGUUGAAAAUGGCCAAGAAGAAGCAUCUGCUGAGUCUCCGGACAACGCGGAGGCGGAGCAAGAGGAGCCAGAGCAGCUGAAGGACUCGACACAGCCGUCCGCCCCGUCGGGAGAUGCCAACGCUGCCGCGGGCGGCCGGAGAAACCCACCUGGUGGCAAGUCCAGCCUCAUCCUGGGUUGAGACCACCUCUUUUUUUUUGUUUUUCAUUGGAACGCUUUUUUUAUUUUUUAAAAGAUAAAUACCCCUACCACUCUCUUCCUCUUCAUCGACUCGUCACCUUCUUCAUUGCUUCUCAUGCACUCUCGGCCGUCACAUCCGUGGACCCCCCCCUCGUCCUUUCCCUCCACCCUCAAACCUUUUGUUUUGAUCCUUUUUUCUAUUAAAAUAAGAAAACUGUUGACAAGCACUUUAUGUAUCUCUUUUCCCCUCCUCCAUUUCAGCCCAUCCUGUAGUGCAUCGCGCCUGCUGGGAAAGGCAUGACGUUUAGCUUGUCCCUCAUUCCUCCCUGUUGUAAAUGGUAAAGGAAAAAAUAAUAAAAAGGAUUUGAUGCGUGGAUUUCUAAAUACAAUAAAGAUUGAUAUGAAUUUGCUGUGA